Molecule: messenger RNA, 1918 nt
Organism: Ceratotherium simum simum (southern white rhinoceros)
Lineage: Eukaryota; Metazoa; Chordata; Mammalia; Perissodactyla; Rhinocerotidae
Gene: GPKOW
Product: G-patch domain and KOW motifs
Biological process (GO): mRNA splicing, via spliceosome
Cellular component (GO): spliceosomal complex
Molecular function (GO): nucleic acid binding
Source: RefSeq, a predicted model, not a curated record
AAUCCACCUACCACGCCUACCUCCCUGAAGAACUACAUUUCCCUGUACGCUUGGCGCGACGCGCUCCUACGAAUUAAAAAGAGCGACAAUUACUUCCUACCGACCCCUAUCUGCCUCCGCCUGCCGAUGCCGCAGUGUUUUAUGGGAAAGGUAGUUCUAGCACGCGUUGUCCGCCCCCGGAAAACUGAGCCCAAACUAAACUUCCCAGCAAGCAGCGGGCCGGCCUGGGAAGAGGGGAAAGAUGGCAGACGCCGAGGAAGGAGUUUUGCGGCUGGCGGGAGCCUCCACUGCCCCAAUUUCAUUCAGCUUCAGUCGCACGUCCGCCCGGAGACGGCUGGCGGACCCGGGAGAUGGCGCAGGUGCAACUCCGGAGGAGAAGGAUUUCUUGAAGACCGUGGAAGGGAGGGAGCUGCAAAGUGUGAAGCCUUCAGAAGCCCCCAAGGAACUCAUCAUCCCUUUGAUCCAGAAUGGCCAUCGCAGGCAGCCACCGACCCAGACCCCUAGGCCAUCCACAGAUACUGAGGCCUUGGUGGAUGGGGUGCUGUCCCAGGCUGUGAAGGAGCUCAUUGAGGAAUCCAAGAAGUCUCUGGAGGAGAGAGAGAAUGCGGGUGUCGACCCCACGCUCGCUAUCCCCAUGAUCCAGAAAGGAUGCACCCCCAACGGGGAAGAGGCAGACGGCGAACCCCGGGCUGAGACAGUGCCCGAGGAGGCCGAUUACGAGGCAGUCCCUGUGGAGGCCUACGGGCUGGCCAUGCUGCGAGGCAUGGGCUGGAAACCUGGCGAGGGCAUUGGUCGCACCUUCAAUCAAGUGGUGAAGCCCCGUGUCAACUCACUGAGGCCCAAGGGGUUAGGUCUGGGUGCCAACUUGACUGAGGUCCAGGCCCUGGCCCCCACUGGCCCCCAUCGCCUGUCCAGGCCAGAUGAGGAGCACGAGAAGGAUAAGGAAGACCAGCCCCAAGGACUGGUGCCUGGAGGAGCUGUGGUGGUUCUUUCUGGCCCUCACCGAGGCCUCUAUGGGAAGGUGGAAGGCCUCGAUCCUGACAAUGUCCGGGCCGUGGUUCGUCUGGCCGUGGGGAGCCGCGUGGUGACGGUCAGUGAGUACCACCUGCAACCUGUCUCCCAGCAGGAGUUCGACAAGAACUCCUUGGAUCUCAGCCGGGGGAGCAAAAGUUCCCUAGCGCAACAGAAUGGAACAGCCUCAUCAUGGAAGGCCCUCCGAGAUCAGGACCUCCACAUCCAGCAGGAGGACUCAGAGAGGAAGCGGAAACACCUUCUGGACCGACAGGGUGGGCCUGCAGCCAAGAGUGAGAAGGCAGCCCCCAGGCGUCAGCACUGGUUGCACAGGGACCUGCGCGUGCGGUUUGUGGACAAGCUGCACAAGGGUGGCCAGUAUUACAACACCAAGAUGACAAUCGAAGAUGUCCUGAGCCCAAAUACCUGUGUGUGUCGGACAGAUGAAGGCCAGGUGUUGGAAGGGCUGAGGGAAGACAUGCUGGAGACCCUGGUCCCCAAGGUCGAGGGCAACCGGGUGAUGGUGGUGCUGGGGCCACAGGCUGGAAGGGUGGGCCGUCUGCUGGGCCGAGACAGAGAGCGGAGCCGGGCUCUGGUGCAGCUGCGGAGAGAGGAUCGGCUGGUGGAGCUUCACUUUGAUGCUGUCUGCCAAUACAUGGGCCCCAGUGACUCAGAGGAAGACUGACCUCUGGACCUACUCCCGUCCCCCAGGCUGUUACCAGUUCUGUACAGUGUGAAAAGCCUGCCUUUGUGAAGGUGGGGAGGUCAUUGUCUGCCCACACUUGCAGUGCAGCCCUGGGGCAGAGACAGGGCACGAGAUGGAUGGACCAGAAGGGAGGCUAGAAACAAACCCCAUAUUUACCAGAAGUUAGUAUAUAAUAAAACCCAUUUCAAAUACUUAGUAAAA